AUGUUGAAAGCUUUAGAAGGGAUAAAGCCUCAACCCUGGCUGUCUGUUGGGCAAUCACACAUUAUUAGAAUGGUUCCCACCUUUAUAUGCACUAGAGGAUUGGGAUAUAUGCCAACAUCCAAUGGACCAAUACUGCAUGGUGGAUGCCGUUCUGUAUUCCGACAAACCUUCACCUUUAUUGGACGCCCUGAAGGUAAAGUUUUAAGUCAAAUUAAUCCCUACCUAUACUCGGCCCAAAAACUGAAACAUUACAACAGAACGCAGAUCCAUCGCGGCGUUUGCAUCUCCCGCUGCAUGGGCAAUGGAACUGACUUCAUGGAAGCAGCGCAGACGUGCAUCAACCGAUCUAUCGAAAGUUACGAUCUUCAGGCAGAGGUGAUAUCGGCAAAAUGGUGUAGUACAGCAGGCCACCAGGAAAUAUCGACAUCAAGUCGCGCGUUCGGGGUCUUCGUUGUCGCCCUCAUCAUCAUCACGUUGGUGGCAACAGUCCUGGGAUUGUUCAGUAAUAAAAUGGGUAACCGAUUCCUAAUGGCUUUCUCGCUUGUGAAGAACUGGGAGAUUCUGACGUACGACCGUUCGAAGCCACGAGCCGAGCCUCGUAUGAAGGAUCUCAGUCCAAUCGAAGGAAUCAGAGUAAUCGGUACGCAAUGUGUUAUAUUCGCACACGUUAUUCUUACCUAUGUCUACUCGUACAUAGACAAUCCCCAAUUUAUUGAACAGAUGUACGAUCAAUUCGGGUGGAAGAUGGUCUUAAACUCUCCCCCGUGGCUUCAAGGCUUCUUUGCGAUUUCCGGCUUCCUCAACUGUUACACAUUGCUCAUUCUUUCUGAGAAGAGGAAUAUAUCAAUCGGUUACAGCAUCCUCUCUAUACUGAACCGUUAUAUCAGGGUGACGCCCGUAUCAGUUUUCGCCCUUUGGUUCAUCGUCGCCUGGUACCCACACAUGGGUUCUGGGCCUCAGUGGGCCUGGGUUGUCGGGCGAGAGUCGUGCGAGUGUUCCCAAGCUUGGCUGGGCCACUUCUUGUAUAUCCUGAACUACCAGACCUUGGGCAAGUUCUGUAUGGCCCACACUUGGUAUCUCUCAGCGGACAUGCAAAUCCAUGUACUUGGUACCAUUCUAAUGUUCAUUCUACUUCGCUACCGACGCUUAAUGUUACCAGUUCUCGGGGCAUUGCUCGUUGCUUCUUCAGCUGGGGCUGCCUUCGUGGUAUACUACUACGAACUGACUCCCAUCAUCACAGCACAGCCUCCCGAAGGCCUUCGUACAAUAUUCUUUAAAUCUGGCAUAAUAAAACACCUGUACCUGCCGGUAUGGAUGAAUUUAUCUGGCUACAUUUGUGGAACAGCUGCUGCAUACAUUCACUAUCAGAACCAGCAAGCGGGUGUGAAGCUUAACGAGAAAAAAUGGUUUAACAUCCUAAACCAGCUGUCGCUGCACAUCGCCAGCAUCGUGGUGCUCUGCGGUAUUCCCUUCCUCUCUGAUGAGACGCCCCCUCUAUGGGUUUCAGCACUGUACUCCGCCCUGGAUAGGUCGCUCGUCUCAAUAUGCUUCUCCAUUUUUCUUCUGGGACUCGUUAGCAAGUGUAAAUCACCACCUCUUACUUUCUUGUCGUGGCGAGGGUGGAACGUGCUCGGCAGACUUUCCUUCUGUGUGUUUGUUAUACACUUCAUUAUCCUACGUUUUGCGAUCGCAUACAAUACCCAGAUCCCUCAUGCAACUUUAUUCUCUAUGAUAUCCCUUCUCAUAGUGGGUACAAUACUAACCUUUCUCGUUAGUAUCCCGGUGUGCUUGAUGAUAGAGAUACCAGCAAUCCAGUUCUGGAAGGCGUUAUUCCAAGGAGAAUCUCGACCACCUGCGGUGACUGAAGAACCAGUUAAUCCCAAAUUCGACCUCGUUGCUGGCAUCAACGGACAACAGAACGAAGUAUAA
Leptosia nina is the source of this 1929-nucleotide messenger RNA. NCBI's taxonomy places the organism in Eukaryota, Metazoa, Arthropoda, Insecta, Lepidoptera, Pieridae. The record is from the annotation of a GenBank genome assembly.